AUGGAAGAAGUCAACGAGAAAAAUGAAAGUACAUCUUCUGACAUUGAAGAAGUCACGCAAAAAAUCGUUCUUCAUGUGUACGAUGAUGAGUCGCGAGAGUUCACGUCACUUACUACCUAUCAUGGAAUGAUAAGAAUCUACUCUUCGGAAACAUGGCCAUCGCGAAUCUUUUGGUCUCUUGUGGUUGUGACAUGUUUAACACUCUUCAUGAUACACAGUGGACUCAUGCUCCUUUUUUACCACUCGCAUCCCACAUUUUUUAAAACCACGAACAUAUUGCUUACCGAAGCGUACUUACCGCUGGUUACUGUAUGCAAAGUGGGAGGAACACACCAGUGGAGGAAAUAUCCAAGGUUGCAAUCUCAGGAACACCUGGUGUCUCUAUUCAAUUCUAUGUUGGUUGGUGAUUCGCUCGAUGCUAAUGAUAUGCGAAAACUGGAACUUCUGGAAGAAUUAUAUACGAUGACUGAAGGGGAGAACUUCAACAUGAACGAAUUUCUUAGGGAAAAUAGGGUACAAUGCGAGGAAUUUGUGAAAACCGUGCGUAUCGGUGACCGACUCGUCAAAAAUCAUUGUGCAAUAUCGCAUUGGUCGCUUACAGAUGUUGGAUAUUGUAGCACUUUCGAAUGGAAAGAGGUCUCUUCGUCCUCACAUCCAAUUCGCAUAGAUGUGGUUAGUGAACCUGAUGAAGUCAUAGUAUUUCAUGUGCAUCCGGAAAACACUGCAUUCGCGUCGAAUUCAGAGCGUAUCUACGUUCCACGAGGGAAAUCUGCAAAAUUGGUCAUUCAACCUAAAAAGAAGAUUCACCUUAGGUCCGGUCAGUGGGGUGACUGCAUGGCUCAACAAAUUCAUACGACUACCUACUCAGAAACACAUUACACCAAGAAGAGUUGUGAAAAGUACUGUAUUGUAGAAAAUUAUAUACAGCGAUGCGGUUGUGUUCCGUUUUUCGCUGAUCCUCAAAACUUAAGAGCCUGUAAUCUCACUGAAACUAUUACAUGUCGUGGAAAAGAUGCAAUUGAAGGGAAAUCAGAGUGCCACUGUCCUGUAGAUUGCGAUCUUGUGGAUUAUUCACAUUCGCUAUUAUCCUAUCUAAAAACCAGUCAGAGGAAUCUGUCAUCUAUUGAAAUCCAGAUGCAAUCACGUCAACUACAAGUAAACGAACAAAUGAAGCGAAUAAAAGCUGUUGAUCUGCUAAGUUACGUGGCUGGCAGCAUGGGAUUGUUUCUAGGUAUGAGUUGUGUCACAUUGCUAGAGAUUUUCAUCUACCUUUUCAAAAGUGUAUGGGGAGUUUUCAAUGACCAGAGGCACAAAACAUACUACCUCGAAAAUCUACUCGGAGUGAACGACAAUGACAGUUCUGCGAGUUCUCACGAGGAAAUUGUCAUUACGACAAAGACUCGGAGGAGCUCUGUCGUUCUUUCAUCCGCACCGACAGCACCUGUUAUGCCAACGGUAGAAGACGAAAACAUCGAGCUUCUGGAGAAACCAAACGAUCCUCACCGUUCUCGUCUUAAAAUCGAAAUUGUACGCCAUCCAAUGGGAAGACGAAGAUCGUCAUAUGCUCAUCAUUUGGUGUUUUCACUAAAUGAUGCAUUCUUCAUCACCGAAGAAAAAGCGAGGUUCAUUUCGAAAGCGAUGGCAAGGAUUUCGACUAUAAUGAUCAUGAAUAACUGA
Necator americanus (New World hookworm) is the source of this 1677-nucleotide messenger RNA. RefSeq lists its product as uncharacterized. Bases 1 to 1677 code for a protein of 558 amino acids. NCBI's taxonomy places the organism in Eukaryota, Metazoa, Nematoda, Chromadorea, Rhabditida, Ancylostomatidae. Gene Ontology annotation, cellular component: plasma membrane. The transcript is spliced from 16 exons. Gene Ontology annotation, molecular function: ligand-gated sodium channel activity. Gene Ontology annotation, biological process: sodium ion transmembrane transport. The record is from RefSeq and is a predicted model, not a curated record.